ACAGAAGGAAAGGCCCAAGGUUUUUUCUAUAAAGGGUGUUUCAAGCUUGAAGCCUUAUCAUACAGCACCAUAACUGCUCAGAGGAAAACAGAACACAAGUCACAGAAUAGCAAGAAACCAUGGCUGCUCUGACAUUGACAAAUAUCAACUGGCAGCUUGAAGCAAAUGCGAGUGCACACCAUACUGAUAAAUACUCCAGCACAGAGCUGACUGUGAGGAGAGGACAGGCCUUCACUGUCAUCCUGACCUUCAACAGAGCACUGCAGACUGGAGAGAGCUUAACAUUCACCGCAGAAACAGGGCCAAAGCCAUCACUGCAAGCUAAGACCCAGGCUGUAUUUGACAUCUCCAGCACAGCAAGCAAUAGUACCUGGAGCGCAGUCCAACAAUCCACCGACUCCAGCUCUGUCAGCAUCUCUAUUUCCAGCCCAGCUAAUGCUGCCAUCGGACGCUACAGACUGAGCGUGCAGCCUGCCUCAGGUGGUAGUGCCCCCCGUAGGACCCUUGGAACAUUCGUUCUGCUCUUUAACCCUUGGUCUUCAGGGGAUGAUGUGUUUAUGCCUGACAGCACUGAGUGCGAGGAGUACGUGCUGGAAGAGUUUGGAAUUGUCUUUGCGGGCAACGUAAACCGUAUUAGCGAGAUGGGCUGGAAUUAUGGCCAGUUUCAAGAAGACAUUCUGAAUAUCUGCCUUUCCAUACUGGAUAGAAGCCUAAGCUACCGUAAAGACCCUGCCACUGAUGUGUCUCGCAGAAAUGAUCCCAAAUACGUGGGCCGUGUGCUCAGUGCCAUGGUCAACAGUAAUGAUGAUAACGGGGUGCUGCAGGGAAACUGGAGUGGAAAUUACUCUGGUGGAACAAGUCCAACCAGUUGGAAUGGAAGCGUUGAAAUCCUGCGAAAGUGGAAGGAUGCAGCAUUUAAACCUGUUAAAUAUGGACAAUGCUGGGUUUUUGCAUCAGUGCUGACCACAGUGCUCAGGUGUCUGGGGAUUCCUACCCGUAUGAUUUCAAAUUUCAACUCCGCCCAUGACGCAGAUAGAAACCUGAGUGUGGAUGUAUAUUAUGAUGAAUCUGGAAAUCCUCUGACCAUGGGGGGUGACAGCGUCUGGAAUUUCCAUGUCUGGAAUGAAAGCUGGUUUACCCGAAGUGACCUGGGGCCCUCCUACAAUGGAUGGCAAAUUCUGGAUGCAACUCCCCAGGAGAGAAGUGCAGGAAUAUUUCAGUGUGGUCCUGCUUCACUUAUAGCCAUCAAAGAGGGUGAUGUAGACCUGGACUAUGACUCUCCAUUUGUAUUUGCUGAGGUGAAUGCAGACCGUAUCACCUGGACUUACGACAUUAGGACUAGAGAGGCAAAGCCAAUCUCUUCUGAGACCAAGUCAAUUGGCCAGUUCACCAGCACCAAGGCAGUAGGCAGUUAUGCCCGUGUAGAUGUCACUAAUAAUUACAAAUAUGGAGAAGGCUCUCAGAAGGAAAGAGAAGUGUAUGAAAAGGCUCGUACAAAGCUGGGUCGAGUACAUGGUUUCAGUGCCACAUCAGAGAAGCGACCAAAAAUUGAUCAAAAGCCUGAAAUUUCAGGGAAGUUCAAGGUGGAUGGCUCCUUAGAGAUCGGCAAAGAUGUCAGCCUAAUCUUGGUUCUCAGAAAUUUGACCUCUGAUGCUAAGACUGUAAAGGCAAAUAUGACUGCUUGGACCAUUGUGUACACUGGGAAGCCAAUUCAUGAGGUCUGGAAAGACUCCCUUUCAUCUACUCUUGCUUCUGAAGAAGAGAAACAGUUUCCCAUUAAGAUAACGUAUGCUGAGUACCAGCAAAAUUUAACAAGCGACAACAUGAUUCGAGUAACAGCUUUGUGUCAAAUUGAAAGUGGGAUUGAUGUGGUGGUGGAAAGAAACAUCACUCUGGAUAACCCUGACCUUGUCAUGCAGGUGCUCAGUAAUGCAAAAGUGAAUGAACCGGUGAAUGUGGAAGUGAUAUUUACCAAUCCUCUCGACCAAGAGGUGAAAGACUGUGUGCUGCAGGCAGAAGGCAGUGACCUGCUGAAAGGAAAGCUCAAGAUAGAAAUGCCCUCACUACAGCCCAGGCAGAGUUCCAAAGUACCGUUUGAAAUCAUUCCCACCAAGAGUGGAACCAAGCAACUGCUCGUUAAUUUCUCCUGUGACAAGUUUCCAGAUGUCAAAGCCUUUGAGACCAUAAAUGUGGCCAACUAUUUCCCUGAGAAAUUAAGUAGAAGAUAUAUACAGUUCAUACACAGAGAGAGAGAGAGAGAGAGAGAGAGAAUGGCAGAUCUCACACCAACACAAAUCAGCUGGCAUCCUAAAGCCAACACUAGCGCACACCAUACUGACAGAUAUACCCAUGCAGAGCUGACUGUGAGGAGAGGGCAAGUCUUCAGUAUCACCCUGUGGUUCAACAGGCCAUGGCAGACUGGGGACAACUUAGCAUUCGUCACAGAAAUAGGGCCAGCCCCUUCAGAGGCACAUCACACCAAGGCCAUCUUUAACCUCUCUGAGGCAGGGGCUAGUGGCUGGACUGCAGUUCAAGGACCCAGUGAGUCCAGCUACAUGAAUUUCUCAAUAUCCAGCCCAGCUAAUGCAGUCAUUGGACGUUACAAACUGAGCCUCCAGAUCACCUCUGGCAACAAGGUCUUCUCCAAGUUCCUGGGGCACUUUGUACUGCUCUUUAACCCUUGGUGUUCAGGUGAUGAUGUCCACAUAGCUAAUGAAGAUGCAAGACAGGAAUAUGUUCUGGAUGAAAAUGGAAUCAUCUUUAUCGGAAAUGCCAACUAUAUUGAAGCUAGAGGAUGGUACUAUGGGCAGUUCCAAGAUGAUAUUCUAAAUAUCUGCCUUACUAUGCUGGAUCUGAGCCUGUACUGUCGUCAGGACCCAGUCACUGAUACGUUCCGCAGAGGAGACCCUAAAUAUGUGGGGCGGGUGAUCAGUUCAAUGAUCAACGGGAAUGAUAAUGAUAACGGGGUGCUGGAGGGAAGCUGGAAUGACAGUUUUGCUGAGCAUGAAAACCCAUCCAGAUGGAAUGGUAGUGUGGUGAUCCUCAGGAAGUGGCGUCAAGAGAAUUACAAGCCUGUCCAGUAUGGCCAGUGCUGGGUUUUUGCAGGCGUGAUGUGCACAGUCAUGAGAUGUUUGGGGAUUCCAACUCGUUUGAUUUCAAACUUUAAUUCUGCCCAUGAUGCGGAUGGAAACCUGAGUAUUGAUAAAUACUAUGACAGUGCUGGAAAGAGCCUUAACAUCGGCAGAGACUCCUCAUGGGAUUAUCAUGUCUGGAAUGAAGCUUGGUUCAGUCGAAGAGACUUGGGAACACCAUACAGUGGAUGGCAGGUUCUAGAUUCAACUCCACAAGAGCAAAGCAAAGGGAUAUUUCAGUGUGGUCCUGCUUCCGUCAGAGCCAUCAAAGAAGGUGAUGUAGACUUGGACUAUGACACUCUAUUUGUGUUUACGGAGGUGAAUGCUGACUGCAACCAAUGGAUAGUCUACAAAGAUGGAACCAGGAAAAAAGUGUAUUGUGACACUGAGAGAAUUGGCAAGGCCAUCAGCACCAAAGCUGUGGGCAGCAAUUCCCGUGUGGAUGUCACUAACAAUUAUAAAUAUCCAGAAGGCUCUCACGAGGAAAGAGAGGUGUAUAAAAAGGCCUGUGCCAGGGCACGUGGAUCAAACCUCACAGAAAGGCUCUCAGAAGCUCCUAAUGCGGGAUCAUCAGAAACAGUUAGAAAACCUGAAGUCUCUGGGGUAUUCAAGCUAGUUGAACCCCCUGUGUUUGGCAAAGAUAUCAACCUAAUCUUAAUUCUCACCAACCUGUCCUCUGAAUAUAAACCUGUAAAGGUGAACCUGAGUGCAUCAACCAUCCUGUACACAAGGAGAGCGGUGGCAGAGAUCUUGCAGGCAGCCACAUCUGUUGAUCUUGGUUCUAAAGAAGAGAAACAGAUUCAGUUAAAGAUCUCUUAUGCCCAGUAUGAAAAAUCCCUGACUGAUGAUAAAAAGAUCUUAGUGACUGCCUUGUGUGAAGUCAUGCACACACAGGAGGCAAAGAUGUUGGUGGAGAAGACCAUCACUUUAGAGACUCCAACCAUCUUCAUCAAGAUUCCUGCACAGGUUGUGGUGAACAAGCCUGUUACUGUAGAGAUCUCGUAUGCCAAUCCUCUCCCGGAGCCAGUGAAGGACUGUGUGGUGCUGGUGAAACUGAUGAAUCAAGAGAUCAAAAUAGAUGUGGCAGCACUGGCACCCAGGGAGCGAUCACAGAUUUACUUUGAAUUCACACCCCACAGAAGCGGUGUGAUGCAGCUGCAGGUGGACUUCUCUUGUGACAAGUUUGCCUAUGUUAAGGGCUUUGAGACCAUCGAUGUGGCCCUUGGUCAGUGAUUCAGUUGCAAUAGU
Mauremys reevesii (Reeves's turtle) is the source of this 4379-nucleotide messenger RNA. RefSeq lists its product as uncharacterized. The record is from RefSeq and is a predicted model, not a curated record. The transcript has 26 exons. Gene Ontology annotation, molecular function: protein-glutamine gamma-glutamyltransferase activity. Bases 120 to 4364 code for a protein of 1414 amino acids. Gene Ontology annotation, biological process: peptide cross-linking. NCBI's taxonomy places the organism in Eukaryota, Metazoa, Chordata, Testudines, Geoemydidae.